Danaus plexippus (monarch butterfly) is the source of this 640-nucleotide messenger RNA. It is a transcript of the gene CPR23, whose product is annotated as endocuticle structural glycoprotein ABD-5-like. Gene Ontology annotation, molecular function: structural constituent of chitin-based larval cuticle. Gene Ontology annotation, cellular component: chitin-based extracellular matrix. The record is from RefSeq and is a predicted model, not a curated record. The transcript has 3 exons. NCBI's taxonomy places the organism in Eukaryota, Metazoa, Arthropoda, Insecta, Lepidoptera, Nymphalidae. The coding region runs from base 127 to 435 and encodes 102 amino acids.
GUGGUGGAACGGAUCUCAGCAUGAUGUCAACCUUCUUCAAAUGCUGCAUCUCUGUAUAUAUAAAAUGAACCACCACUCAAUACUUACUCAUUCGUUAGUUUGUGCUCACGAGGAAUACUAAACACCAUGUUCAAAUACAUCACAGUCCUGUGCGUGUUGGUUGCUGUCUGUGCGGCAGCCCCACAAAACCCUCAAGAUGUUCAGAUACUAAGAUUCGACAGCGAUGUGCAACCCGACGGAUACAGCUUUGCCUACGAAACUAGUGAUGGUACAUCCAGGCAAGAGGAAGGCAAACUUGACAACCCACAAUCCGAAAACGCAGCUCUAACCGUCAACGGUCAAUAUUCCUUCGUAGCCCCCGAUGGUAAGCAUUACACCGUCACCUUCACUGCGGGACCCAACGGAUUCCAACCCAAGACUUCCGUGGGACAGUAAUAUAACAUUAAUUUGUGAUUGUGUAAAUAAUAUUCAAGUAUCGUGCGUUCAUUUCUAUCUCUCUCGUAAUAUCACCGAUCUCAAUUUUCACAAUUGUAACCAAUACGAGAAUAUAUUUUACCUGUGCCAUAAGAUACCUUUUUUUAUCAUUUUGUACCUAAUCUUUUCUAAAUAAAUAAUCAAGGUUAUUUCCUUUUUCCUCAAA